AUGAUGUGCAUUGGUCAGUCGCUUUGCAGCGUUAUCAUACUUGCUUUGAAUGGUUGGCCGCCAGUAUUUCCUCUGGCAAUGACAUCUGGACUUUUCUUCGCUAUCGGUAACGCACUCACAGUUCACAUCAUGGAUGGAAUAGGCAUGGCAGAAGGCUAUUUGUUGUGGAAUACAGUGACUUGCGUCACCGGAUGGGCCGUUACGAGGUUCGGCCUGCUUGGAAAUCCUCAGCAGCUACCUUACGACAGUGUCAUGAACAUCAUUGGUGUCAUUAUCGUAUGCUUAGGUGGAUGUUUUUUCGCGACAAUGAAGCACCAUCGACGGUCAGUUCGACCUGCACCCUGGCAGGAAAAGGCACGUACUUGA
Haemonchus placei is the source of this 366-nucleotide messenger RNA. Lineage: Eukaryota; Metazoa; Nematoda; Chromadorea; Rhabditida; Trichostrongylidae. The record is from the annotation of a GenBank genome assembly.